Hibiscus syriacus is the source of this 1621-nucleotide messenger RNA. RefSeq lists its product as uncharacterized. Lineage: Eukaryota; Viridiplantae; Streptophyta; Magnoliopsida; Malvales; Malvaceae. The record is from RefSeq and is a predicted model, not a curated record. The coding region runs from base 50 to 556 and encodes 168 amino acids. The transcript has 5 exons.
CCUGUUGUUUUGGGGGUUAAACGGUCAAUCUGGGAUUUUUUUUUCUCAUAUGGAUACUGCCCCUCAUGCUGAUAACCCUACUGAAGUUGUUAGUCCUCACAUAGAUAUCCAUCAAGAUCUCUUUCCAGAUUACUAUGGUGGUACGGCUUCCAGUCUGUCUGCGCCAAAGGACAAAUUUCUGGGAAAUGAUAUCAAUAACGGAAGUAACAAAGACGAAUUUCCGGGAAAUGGUAUCCAGCAUGGAAGUAGCAAUGGUCCUGUAAUUGAAGAGAAUAAUUUCCCUGCACCCCCAGCACCGGUUCUACUCGAUAGUUUCCCUGCACCACCAGCACCAGUUCCACUCGAUAGUUUCCCUGCACCAGCACUGGUUCCACCCGGCAGUAGCGGCGAAGGUUUACCUUAUGCUCCUAGAGAUUGGCCAAAUGCCGGUGAUAUCUGGAGCUGGAGGGUGGGGAAGAGAGUCAGCGCUUCUGGCUUCUUCAACGAUAGGUUUAUCAACGUUCCAGAAAGUCUUCGAAAGCCAAAUGUUCCAAAUACUUUACAAGCAAGCAUAUGAUUGAACGUUUUAUCCGAUCAAAUUUCCCUGGUGCAGAUAUUGACGCGUUCUUUGCUUCGUUUGUUUGGAAGAUCCCUGCCCUUGUGGAACCUUCUUCCAAAGAUGUCCCCCUCCAGUGCCAGUAGAAGCAGCGCCAGCGGAAGGAAGGAAGAUGGUAAAAAAGAAAACGACAAAAUAACUCCCCGUAGAACUGGUAGGAAGAGGGCUCCUCCCCCACCUCCAUUCAUCACUCCGACUCCGAGUGCCAGUGAAAGUCAGAAAAGCAGAAGACAUCUAAAGGAUCAGCCAAUCUCAAGGAUCAGCUGAAUCUAAAGGAUCAGCCAAGCCUAAGCGAGAAACUCGCAGGAAUAUUAAAGAUUCCGCCCCACCCGAAGUUGAAAUUCAAGAUACAAACGAUGGUCUUAAUGAUGUGUCUUUCUUAGACGAUGAAACAUGAAGAGCGGAGUUGACAACUACCUCAAUUCGUUGGAUGAGAUUCUUGUUCAGACUCAACCAUCGUCUGAAGAACCAAUUUCCGAACAGGCAGAGAUGCAUAACUUCUUUGCAGCAGAAGGUGAAAUGGCUGAAGCUCGAAGAAAACUAUCUUCACUUCUCGAUAUGGAUUUCCCUUCAUUGAUUUGCUUCAAAGACCUCAACGAACUUGCCAGUCUAGCGUCCAAACUCCGGAAGGAUCCCACCCUUACAGCCGAACAACUCGUGAAGCUGAAGCUAGUAGAAGAGAUCCCAGCAUUCUGCGAGGUGUUCCUCGAGAAUAGGGAAGUAAUGGAGCAGGCAGACAAGUUCUUUACAGCCCUCGAGGAAAACAAGGCCAAGGUUAGUUCACUGAAACAAGAAUACAGCGAGUUAAAACAACAAGUGACGAAUGUACAGUCCGAGGUAGAGUCCAGAACAACAACCGUGCAAAUAUCGACAACCAGAUAGCACAACUCAAAGCCCGAUGCGCCGAGCUCACAAAACUGAUAGAUAAGAAGAAUAGAGAUAAGGAUGAAUUGAUAUAUAACCAGAAGUUGGUAGCAAACUCUAUCCCGAAAGUGGUACACGAAGUUCAGAUCGCUAAUGCCAAAA